Messenger RNA from Ochotona curzoniae (black-lipped pika), 3760 nucleotides. RefSeq names its product ADP ribosylation factor 6 (gene ARF6). NCBI's taxonomy places the organism in Eukaryota, Metazoa, Chordata, Mammalia, Lagomorpha, Ochotonidae. The transcript is spliced from 2 exons. Gene Ontology annotation, molecular function: GTPase activity; GTP binding. Bases 528 to 1055 code for a protein of 175 amino acids. Gene Ontology annotation, cellular component: cytoplasm. Gene Ontology annotation, biological process: intracellular protein transport; vesicle-mediated transport. The record is from RefSeq and is a predicted model, not a curated record.
GCUGCGCCUGCGUAGUCGGGAGGGGAAGUGAGGCGGUUUCUUCGGCGCCUUUUCCGGCAGCGGCGGCGGCGGCAGAGCUGGGAAGGAGGAGGUGGAGGAAGGAGCGAACCCGCGCUCGGGGCGGCGGCUGGAGGCAGCGCGCUGAGUUCCCGCGAGGGAUCCAUGAGCUGACGGGGCGGCCCGGGUCGGUGGCGAGCCCGGUGUCGGCGGGCGCGGAGGACCGGGCUCGGCGGCGGCGCUCGCGCGGCGCCUGGCGGGGGGGAAGGGCAGUUCCGGGCCGGGCCGCGCCUCAGCAGGGCGGCGGCUCUUCCCCGGCGCAGGCUCAGGGCCCCGGCGGCCGGAGGAAGCAAGUUGUGCGGUCGGUGAUGUCCGAGUGAGCGGCGCCCCCCUCGGAGGCGACACCCACGCAGGCCGCACGGGCGCCCUCGCGGCGGGGAAGGCUGCGUUUCGGUUCCGAGGCGGCGGCUGUGUUGGUUUGAGGGGACCCGGGACACCUGAAUGCCCCCGGCCCCGGCUCUUACGACGCGAUGGGGAAGGUGCUAUCCAAAAUCUUCGGGAACAAGGAAAUGCGGAUCCUCAUGUUGGGCCUGGACGCGGCCGGCAAGACCACGAUCCUGUAUAAGUUGAAGCUGGGCCAGUCGGUGACCACCAUUCCCACCGUGGGUUUCAACGUCGAGACGGUGACUUACAAAAACGUCAAGUUCAACGUCUGGGAUGUGGGAGGCCAGGACAAGAUCCGGCCGCUGUGGCGGCAUUACUACACGGGGACCCAGGGUCUGAUCUUCGUGGUGGACUGCGCCGACCGCGACCGCAUCGACGAGGCCCGCCAGGAGCUGCAUCGCAUUAUCAAUGACCGGGAGAUGAGGGACGCCAUCAUCCUCAUCUUCGCCAACAAGCAGGACCUGCCCGAUGCCAUGAAACCCCACGAGAUCCAGGAGAAACUGGGCCUGACCCGGAUCCGGGACAGGAACUGGUAUGUGCAGCCCUCGUGUGCCACCUCGGGGGACGGACUCUACGAGGGGCUCACAUGGUUAACCUCUAACUACAAAUCCUAAGGAGCGUUCUCCACCCUAUUCCCCCGGAAGGAGAGAAAUCAAAAACCCAUUCAUAGGAUUAUCGCCACCAUCACCUCUUUCAAUCGCCACUUUUCUCUUCUUUUGAAUUUGAACUCGAGUUACUGUUCUAUGGUUUAGGGAGGGGGGGUUGGGUUUUUUUUUUCCCCUUUUUUCUGCUUUGCGUUAGGAUGCUCUGAUCUGACGUUUGACAUGCUCACAAAGUGCUAGAUGCUCUUGUUGACUUCCAGCAAAUGGGGUGGGGGAAAUACAGCAGUUCUUGGUAAAAUCCUUUAUAAUAAUGGUUUGAUUUUUUUUUAAUUUCUAGAGAAUCUUUUUCCCCCCCAAAAUGUAUGCUUUUUUUCCUUUUUGCCCAGUUUCCUUAUCACUUGCUGUAGAUGGCUUAUUUUGCAUUCAUGCAGACUAUGUUGCAAGUCUGUUUCAUCUAGUAAACUGAAAAUUAUUGCUUAAUCAAACUGCCGUUUGUCUUUUAUAUUUAAGACCCCCCACCCCCCGCCUUAUGAAUUCUAACUUAGUAAUUUCAAAUGUGACCUAAGACCAGUAUACGUAAACUUAGCCCACAGUGGCAAAUUAUGAGUAAUAUCAUUGUAAUAUGUUCCAGUUGCACAUCACUAUGUUAAACAGGUAAUGUAACAACCUCUUUGAAAUAUCAGCUGUUAACUCCUAAAACAUACAUCAUGCAUGAGUAGGAAUAAAAACCAGGUUCCUCAUAACAUAGCGAAUUUACGCUGCAUAAAAUUAUGAAAGUGUAACCUCCAAGUACAUGGGGUUUUUGCACUGCAAAGUUUUCCUUUUUUUUUUAACAUCAAAACCAGUCUUUUUUCCAGAAAAUGGAGCAAUAAUGGUGUGUGCCACACACAGAUAUUUGUAGAUAUUUUAAGAUACUUUUGGGCAAAACUGGAAUACUUUUACCUUAUUUCAAGUGUCUAAGACCAGUAGUAUUAAAGUUACUGAAACAUUGGUUUGUUCAUUAAUAAAGCAUUUAAUGAUUCAAAUUAUGUGCACCUUUUACCUAGUUGGAAAAAUACGCAUUUUUGGUUUUACAUUAUUGCAACUAAUUAAGCUGAAAAUGUCAUUUUUUUAAUAGAUGAGUGAUCCACAUCUCCAUUAAUUAGAACACUGGAAAAGAUAUUUUAUAAAAAAGAUAUUUAAUUUUCUUUGUGGGAUUAACUCAUGCAAAUAGUAAGUCAGAUAACCUGUUGGUUCAGUAGUACACUGUCUCCUUUAAGGCAAUGGGAUGAAUGAAUGUUGGAUGUGUAGACUAAAGGGAUGACAAAGGGGAAGUGGGCUGAAGAGAGAACCUACAGAUGACUAUGAAUGUAAAGUUAUUUUUCUUCAAGGGUAAGCAGUGUGCUCACUGGUGAUUUCCAGAUCCUAACAAAAUUAAUUGGUUAGCAGGUUAGGACCAGUAGCUAUAUUGAGACCACUAUUAUAGUAGUAUGUUGAGCCAAAUGUAAAUGCUUGAUAUGGAAUUGUGAAGCACCAUCUGGUUCUUACAUAGCCUUAAGGAUUAAUUUUAGCGAUCCUCAAGGAAUUAAACUUAGGGAAUUUUAGAAAUGUAGACUGCAAAGGCAGUAUACAGGAAAAGGUGGACUGGUCUUUGUUUAUGAGGGUGUUUGAAAUCAAAAUUGAGCGGGAUAUCAUGGUAUAGUUGGACAGUAUUGGUCCUUCAUGCUUUGGCCAUAUUGUAUAAUGGAGCUUUUACCAAAGAUAAUGUGACAAGUGUAAGGCUAUUUUAAAAAAUCAACCAUUCAAAGUAAAACUUGACAGAGCAUUUUACUUAACGCUGAUUAGAGAAAGGUGCUAUGUUGUAGGCUCCUACUGGUGCAAAGGGACUUUUGAGUUCAAGAUGCAACUAAAGUAUAAGGUUGUCAGUUUCACUUUAGUGAAAGUAUCUAAAAAUGAAGCUGAAACACUUCCUAAGAUUUUGGUUGCUUUUUAAAAUUCCCAAAGCUCCACCAUAAAUACAAUUCUUAGUGUUUUAAAUGAUUACACUUAAGGUACAUAAACAUGGGUUAUACAGAUAAAAAUGUUAUAGUAACAUCCAGAAACCAAACAAGCACAAAGGUAUAAAUGCCUAAACUGGAGGAAACUUGAAACCCUCAUGUUAAUUCUUAAAUGUAGUAUUUCUAACUUUUGACAGAUUUGGUAGGCAGCCAUUUUUUGUGUGUCUUAAAAUAACUGGGGGCAUAGUUAAAAUUUUAUACAUCAAGUGAUUGCUAUUGAAUGUUGCAGGUGAGAUGUUAUUUUUAGUUUAUUUGAAAUGUCUAAAUGGAUGGGAGGGAGGGGGGAAGCAAAUACUGAAAUCUGGAAGACUAAACCUUUUGGUAAGAAAUUGUACAUUUCACCUACAUUUUCUUUAAGAAUAUAAAAGGUUUAUAAUUGGUGUAGUUAAAUUGAACCCUAACUAUUGGUGAUUAUGGAACAGGUAAUUAUAGCCUGCAGAAAAAGUUAAUAAUCUAAGAAGUUAAAAAAGAAAAUCCUGACAUUUUUGUUUAAUUGCAUCAAUUUCUGUAUUUAUGUGAAUUUAUAAGCAGUAAGUUCUGAAUGAGGUUAAUCUUGUCUAAUAUAAAUAAUGAGUCUGUGAUUUCCCCAAACUAAAAAGUACAGUAUUUGGAAUUGUGUUCUUUAUGGUUGUAGUGUUGGUUAAGCACUAAUAUGCAGAAAAUAAAGGAAUUACAUGCGCA